AUGAGGUUUUUCCUCCAGUAUGUGGGCUGUUUUUUUGCUUUUUUCUCUACUGGGUUUUUGAUAGCAUCUACCUGGACAGACUGCUGGAUGGUGAACGCUGAUGAUUCCUUGGAGGUGAGUACAAAGUGCCGUGGCCUAUGGUGGGAAUGUGUCACAAACGUUUUUGAUGGGAUCCAAACUUGUGAUGAGUACGACUCCAUCUUUGCUGAACACCCUGUGAAGCUGGUGCUGACCCGAGCCAUGAUGAUCACAGCAGAUAUCCUGUCAGGAUUUGGAUUUCUCUUCCUUGUUCUGGGACUGGACUGUGUGAAAUUCCUUCCCGAUGAGCCGCUCAUCAAGCUGCGCAUCUGCCUGGUGUCUGGAGUUAUGUUGCUCAUUGCAGGUCUCCCAGGCAUUACCGGCUCGGUGUGGUAUGCUGUUGAUGUCUACGUGGAGCGCUCCUCUCUGGUCUUCCACAAUGUGUUUCUGGGCAUCCAGUACAAGUUUGGCUGGUCAUGCUGGCUCGGCAUGGCGGGGUCACUCGGCUGUUUCUUAUCUGGGGCCCUGCUCACCUGCUGCAUGUAUGUCUUCAGAGAGACCAGCUCUGGAAGACUCCACACUGCUUACUCCUUGAGGAAAUGCUAUUCCUCAGCUGGGACAAUUGUAACAAAUGUGCAUUUGCCAUCCUCACAAACAGCUACAGCCAAAAUGUAUGCAGUGGACACAAGAGUGUGAGGAGGAGAUAAGCACUCCAGAAAGAACUCUGCUGUUAUUUGUAGUGGAUUGCACAGAGAUCCAAGCUCCUGUGGUUGUGAUACAGAUGCAAAGCUAAAUUUCAAGGAUUUACUGUAUGCUACAGUGUUUGCAUUUUGAAAACUUCAAAAAAACCUUCCUUCAAGAAAGUAAUCUCUUGGAAGAUCUUGCUUUAGGGAAUUCUGUUGUCUUGAGUGCUGAGGCCACUUUCAUAAGCACAGACUGAAAUAACCAACACAAACUCUUUCAGCAUUUGGCUCAACACUAUUGGUACAAGUGGGAUAAAUCAGCCGCUCCUGGAUCAGACCCCAGCGUUCUGCAUGAAGAUCCCCAAACUGUAAGAUGAAUUUAUUUCGUGUCUGACAAUGUGUCAACAGAAUGUACAAAGCAGAAAAUACAGGCAAGGAACGGGACUGAUCAUCUGACCAACAUCUAGACUCUGUGCACCCAGCAUGGAGGUCUGUUCCUCUUAAGGGCAGCUGGAGAGUUCAGCAGAAGAUAAAGAACUGUGUUAAAUGCCUGGCCCUCUCUUUGGCCCAUGAACAUCUGCACUGAGGAAACACUGCAAACUCAGGUGCAUUCUUCCCUGCAAAAUACUGUCCAUCCCCAUACUUACAGAUGCUCUGGACUCACUGAGAUCUGCAAAUUACCAGCUUCUUUCUGCUUAGCAAAAUUUUUGCCUGCACAAAGAAAAAGUGAGUGAAGAUUGAAGAUCUGACCUUGUGCAUGACAAUAUGUCUAUACCAGCUAGAAACUAGGAUAAACAGUAGUAAAAUCUAUUGUCCCUUUCUAUCAAAAGAUACUUAAAACCAGUUCAGGAUUGCUGUCCCCUGCUGCAAUCCAGGCUGCCAUAGGCUGGAUGAGGCUAGAGCAUCAGCCAUAUCCUCAUGAAGGUGGGUGAAAAAAACCAGUAUGUUCCCUAAGGAUGGAUGCAAAAGUUCUUGCAUGCCUUUAAGCUGAGGCAGUUUUCUUAGGGUUGGUAGGAACUGUCCAAAUGCAGUCCUUUCUACCACGGGCACCACAUCGUAUGGUCAUGACCACCAGGGGUUGAGAAAUGGCUCUCAGCACACAGAUAUACCUGCUCAGGGGCAGUGGAGAAACGGCAGUGCAGUCUCUCAGGAGGCUGUGCCCAACCAUAGGUACUGAGGCCCCACCAAGUUAGGCGUCCUCCACUGACUGCUUGGUGGGGAGACUGGAUGGAGAAAACUCAUUUCUCUCCCCAGGCAAUAUGAAGUGAAACUUUAUAUUAUGAGAGCCAGAGGCACAUGGGAUGGCUAUGGAUGGAGCAGGUUGUGUCCCAGACAGCACCUCUGAUAACCCCUAUGAUGGAAGAUGAGGGGCCAAGACCUCUCACAGAUUGUCCUCAAAGCAGCAUCUUGUGCUGCAGCACAGAACUGACCAGCAAUGUUAAAACAUCAUCCAAUCCUGACAGGGCUCCUAAUCAAAUAACAAUCAGGCCCUGGUACAGUCGGGACAACAGCAGGUCCAUAUGGCUUUGCUACAGGCUUAAGCACCUCUGCAAAGCUCAGACCGUAACGCAGCCAUCUGAGCAUGAGCCCUCGUGGCAGCGCUGCUGCCCAGGUGAGGGAGGCUUUGUGCCUGCAGAGUUCAUGCUGCUUGGGUUGGCAGGUGUUUACGUUAGCCAACUGAAAGCAACUUAUUGCCGACAGAUGAGCUAUAUUGAACAGAUGUAAACACAGUAGGAGAAGUGACGGAGGCUUUUUCACAAAGACCGGAGAGACAAGGAGUAUGAGGGUUAUGAGUGAUGUGAUGAAUUCACGGAUUAUACCAAGCGUGCAGAGGCCUGGAGGUGAUAGGAAUUUCUGCCUGUUAUUGCAGGAAGCGGCAUCCAGAGCUGUUUGUUUUUAAAACUUUGUCACAGUCAUGUCAGAAAUACAUAUUUUCUGUGGGGCUUUUGGGGCAGAAGAGCUGAUGCUGGUACACUGUGUCAGAGCAGGGAAGUUCUGGGGACUUUUUGGGCAGCUGUGCCCCUGCUCCUUCAGGGACACUUUGGGAAGGAGAGGGAGGGCAAACCCACUGCAGAGGCAGAGCUGUGCUCAGUGCCUGCUCCAAUGUCCAUGUCCCCGCUCCUCCCCAGUGAGGUGAAUGCUCCUCAACCUCCCCAAGCGAAGAGAGAUGCUGCAGUGCUGUGGGCUGCCCCAGUCUGACUGCCCCAGCCUGACUCGCCCAGUGCAGAGAUGCUCCUCGGGAGGAGGUACUGAGCAAAGACAUCAUCACUUGGAUCAAAAUCCUGAAUCUAUAUCCUUCCCAGACUGUGGAGCCUGCAUGUUAGUCCUCCCCACUAACACUCAGGGACACCUGCCAGCCUCUUGUUGCUGUUUCCUACAGCUUUUUCUGAGGAAUGAAGAUUAACUCUUGCUGCAAAAAUUUAUUUCUUGUUUAGCAGAGGAGAAAUAGCCUGGCAUCAUCUGCUAAUGCUGGUGUAAUUGCAGAUCUUAGACCAUUGAUUUCUCCUGUUCUUUUUCUCCAGCAUGGUGUAGUUGAGGAAACUUCUGGGCCUUUGUCCUAAAGGUCUUCAGGUUGUUUUGAGGUGACGGGAGUUGUUUUGUGACUUGCAACACAUGGGUCACACCAAGCAGUGGCUCAGUGACACUUUGGGACUGAACGUCUAAGCCCCGAUCAGGGGUGAACAUAAAAUGCUGGUGUCAUCAGUCCCUCCAGCCCUGUGCUCCGCCUGGGGGUAUACAAAUACGGCACACACAUACCCCAAAUACUACCGUCACUCAGGGUCCACCAUUCUCAAAUACAUUUACAAACAAAGAAUGUUGCAUAAACAUUUGUGAGCCUUCCUCUUCUUCAGUAUCUAUGUAGAACAAGGGUUAAUUCUUUAAUCAUACUCCUGUUCUAUCCACACUCUACAAUAGCUUUUGAGGAUCUAUCUCCUGCACAACAGGACUAGGAAAAGGUCACAACAACCCUUAGGUUUGCCAGGUUAAUGUUUUGUAACAACCAGUCCAGCGCUGCAUUGCUUCAUUAUUCAAAUCCUGCUGACAGUCUAUCUGAUGUUUUGAUCGGUUGUUAAUAUUUAAUUGUUAAUCCAUUGUUUGAUUUAAUUCUGACUCUGAUUUUAUGACUGAAGUAUUCAGUCCUCAUUAGCUCAUUACCAUGCCAUGAUGCAGAUCUAUUUUAGUUUGGUUGUUUACACAUUAGCAAGAAACCUCCGAGAAAGUAUACAGGAUUUAUUUUUUCUUUCAAAAUAACAAGCAGUCCCUAAGGCUAAAGACGUAGCAGGUGAGCUCAGAUAUGAAGGUAUUUCCUUAAUACCUACUUACAUCCCAUUCAGGCAGCUCACUAGGAAUUACAAUAGACUGGCUUUGCCUUCCUGAUGGCCAUCAAUGCAAGAUUUCUUCAGAUUUUCACUGACUUCCAAGGAGUAUUUUUAUGUUUGGGCAUCUCAGUCUUGUUGCUUGGUUUCCCAGGAUACAGGCAGUCAGGGACUCAGCUGCGAGCUGGGACUCCCCCAUACCCUGCCUGCUGCACCUGCCCUGUGGUGUCUGCUGGAACCUGGGGCUCCCUGUUGCCCUCUCCACCGACAGUGCACAGCUCGGUGCAGUCUGCCAGGGAUCCGGCUGGCUGCAGGUUAUGGAAAAUAGCAAAGUCUUGUAGGUAAGCUCUUUGCUAAGUUGAUUUCAUGCCUGACAGAUAGGUAUCGAUUUCCCAUUUUGAUGUAAGUGAGUGAGAGAGAUAAUAAAACAAUGACAUCUGCAGUGGCUGUCCUUUUCUGUAUGCAAUGGUUUGUCCUCUCACUACCUCAAUCAGCUUUGUUCAUAAGGGCUUUUAAUAACUCCGGCUGUAAUUAGGACUCACUGUGACCUUGUGAACUAGACUAUCUCCUGCUGCUGCUGCAUGAGUAUUUCCCAAACUAUGGAUUUCCCACCUUUUCACAGACAAUGUAAUGUAAUUUUGGUGUGAAUUCAGUAGAUCUGAACAAUUAUGUUCAGUAGAUAAGAAUGUUACUUCAGAUUUCUGUUCUCCUUGCCUAUUGUAAUGUUAGUGAGAUAUAAUAAAUGCAGUUGCUUUUGAGCGUUGUGUUUCUCUAACCAAGUUUUUGUUUAAAAAAACUUGUUAGCCCAAGUUUUACCUUGAAAAGUGCUUUGCCAGGUGACCUGCUUUGACUCCUGUGAAGGAAAUCACUGCUCUCCUGCAAGGACACACGGAAGGCAGCAGUAUCAAGGGGCCGAGCCCUUGGGAAAGUGGGCUGUUGAUUGCGGAGGCUGCCCAGACCUUUGCGGGUAGGUAGACAUCAGACCCCAGUGCAAACCUACAGCAACGGCUAUUCAGCCGCUGUAGACUUUAUCCCUUGCUUAGACACAUCUACUUACAGUCAUUUUAUAAACUUUCCAAGAGACAAAAGUAAAAUUCUACCAAGAAAGUGAGGUUUUCUCUCUCAGCUUGGGGCUGGACUCUCACAGUUUGCUCUUCUGCAUCCGUUAAAUAUUGUGAGCAAGCGAUUACUGACCAAAGUAGUCUGGCCAAGUACUGCUACAGAGAGUGGAAAACGAUUUUCACCCACUAUCCUUUGUGUCCCUGCUGUAAGAUUUUGCAACCCUUUGAGAAAGGCCAGAGCCAGAACUGUGCCACCGAGUGACCGGAGAGAGCGCGCACCUCACCCCAGCCCUAUCCUCUUCCUCCCUGCACAAAAGCCUCUAGCCCAUAAUCCAGAGUCUUCAGAUGACAACAAAAAACAGAUUAAUGAUAAUUCCCCCAUCUUUCCUGUGCAACCCUCCCAGCAGUCCUGACCGAUCCCAUGUUAUGACUCAGCUCUCUUUGGUUUUGCCCUAUUUCACCUGAGAGCCAGUUUAUGGGUUUAUUAUUCAGCUUUUGAUGCGCGGAGGUGGAAGUUCAGCCAUGCACCUCACUGCAUUCCCUUCAUCUUUUGCUUCCAGAUAAACACCAAGCAAUUAGCUCCUCUGCACUGCUCCUGUUUCCCCUCGUCAAGGCUUACUGACAACAAGUUCCCGCACAAAUGCAUCUGUCUUCUGAUGUUUUCUGGGUUUUUCUAGAGCAGUUUGCAAUUUCUUCUCAAAGUCAGCAGGAAGUAUAAGUCAGAGGAUGA
Messenger RNA from Falco peregrinus (peregrine falcon), 5809 nucleotides. RefSeq names its product claudin 16 (gene CLDN16). Gene Ontology annotation, biological process: bicellular tight junction assembly; cell adhesion. Lineage: Eukaryota; Metazoa; Chordata; Aves; Falconiformes; Falconidae. Gene Ontology annotation, cellular component: bicellular tight junction; plasma membrane. The transcript is spliced from 5 exons. The record is from RefSeq and is a predicted model, not a curated record. The coding region runs from base 1 to 714 and encodes 237 amino acids. Gene Ontology annotation, molecular function: structural molecule activity.